Messenger RNA from Lachancea lanzarotensis, 7389 nucleotides. RefSeq names its product LALA0S07e03752g1_1 (gene TOR1). Gene Ontology annotation, biological process: TOR signaling; protein phosphorylation; negative regulation of macroautophagy. Gene Ontology annotation, molecular function: protein-containing complex binding; protein binding; protein serine/threonine kinase activity. Gene Ontology annotation, cellular component: nucleus; TORC2 complex; TORC1 complex. Lineage: Eukaryota; Fungi; Ascomycota; Saccharomycetes; Saccharomycetales; Saccharomycetaceae. The transcript has a single exon. The coding region runs from base 1 to 7389 and encodes 2462 amino acids. The record is from RefSeq and is a predicted model, not a curated record.
AUGCUGAAAAUGAAACAUGAUAUAGUCAGGCGCAAGAAGCUUCUGUCCGGUGGAAAAGACGGAUCUGAAGCGGUGGACGGUGUCAAAACUGGAGCCGUUGGUAGCGGAGCUGCCCCGGUUAAUGCGACUGGUUCAGUCGAACACGACAAUGCCGAUUUCUCCGGACUUACUGCCGGCAUUCCAAGCGGAUCUGUGGGGGCAGACCAGGACUCGGAAACAACUUUCAUGGCAUUUGCAAUUAUCUUCAAUAAACUAAAGAAUCCCAGCGCUCAAGAGCGAUCUGCGGCUUCGUUUGAGCUGAAAAAUAGUCUGGUAUCUCUUGCACGUCAGGUAUCCACCGAACAGUUUCAACGGUUUAGCAAUGACAUAAACAAUAAGAUAUUCGAGCUCAUCCAUGGGUCUUCCUCGAAUGAAAGGUUUGGUGGUAUUUUGGCGGUCGACACUUUGAUCGAUUUUUACGCGCAAUCGGAUGAACUUCCCAAUCAAACUUCACGGCUAGCAAAUUACCUCCGUGUUUUGGUUCCGUCAAGUGAUGUCGAUGUUAUGCGAGCUGCUGCAAAGACAUUGGGAAAACUUGCGAUUCCUGGUGGCACAUUAACCUCGGAUUUCGUUGAGUUCGAGGUCAAAACUUGCAUAGAAUGGCUCACAACAUCUCCAGAAAAUUCUUCCUCAAAUUUCAAGCAAGAGCUCAGAAAACAUGCUUCACUUCUCAUCCUUAGUGCCAUCGCAGAGAACUCUCCUUAUCUUCUAUAUCCAUACAUCAAUUCCAUUUUGGAUAACAUAUGGAGAGCUCUGCGAGACACAAGACUUGCCAUUCGCGUAGAUGCUGCAAACACGCUUUACAAGUGCAUGGAAAUCAUACAGGGUAGGGACGCGAAACUUUCGAAAAAAUGGUUUGAAAGAUUGCUUGAAGGCUGUUCUUAUGGCUUGCAACUCAAUACCCAUGAAGCUAUCCACGCAACUUUGAUCGUUUACCGACAACUUUUGUCUUUAAGAGGAACUUACCUGCAUGAGCAGUUUGACGAAAUUUAUGAGAUGACCAUGAGAUACAAAGACCACAAAUCAAGCGUGAUUCGGAAUGAGAUUUAUGCAAUUUUGCCUUUAUUGGCAGCUGCCGACUCUCAAAUUUUCACCGAAAAAUACCUAGAUCAGACUAUGAUUCACUAUUUGACUUUAUUAAAAAAUGCAUCUCCAACUAAUAAUACGGACAAAGCCGCCAUAUCCGUGUCGAUAGGUGACAUUGCACAGCAAGUUCAAUCGAGCAUUGCACCUUACUUGGACUCGAUUUUGGACAAUGUAAGAGACGUUUUGAUGAUGAAAUUUAAACUGCGGAAAGAAUUUGAGGCGGAGAUUUUUUACUGUGUUGCGAAACUGGCAUGUGCGGUAGGUCCUGUCUUGGCUAAAUACUUGAAUCAAGACCUCUUGGAUCUUAUGCUUGCUUGUCCAUUGUCGGACCAUAUGCAAACGACUUUGACGACAAUCACUGAAAAAAUUCCGUCUUUAAAGACUGUCAUAAACGAAAAGUCCCUUGAUAUGCUUUGUUUCAUUUUAUCAGGGGAGAAAUUCAAACCACCAGGAUCUCCGAUUCCACUGAAACCUUUAAACAGUGAGCGAGCCAGGCAUUAUAGAGAUCAAUUGAUCUUAAGGAAGACAGGUGAACUUAAUGAUGACAUCUAUGACGUUCAUAUCCUAAACCAGGCAUUGAUAAUGCUGCAUAAGAUAGACUACAGAUACUCUCUGGCAUACUUCGUCCGGAUGAUCACAGUCUCGUACAUUGAGCACGAAAGCCCUCAGGUGAGAAAAUAUGCUGCCCUUGCGUCAUGCGAUCUGUUUGUGAAAGACCAGAUUUGUAAACAAACGUCACUGCAUGCGCUAAAUACUGUGUCUGAAGUUUUGGGUAAGCUGCUAACGGUCGCCAUUACAGAUCCUGUUGUGGAGAUCAGGUUCGAGGUUUUGAGGCAUCUUGAUAUAAGUUUCGAUCCCCAACUGUCUCAGCCAGAUAACGUCCGUCUACUCUUCAUGGCAUUGAAUGACGAAGUUUUCGCGAUCCAAAUAGAAGCGAUGAAAAUCAUUGGGAGACUCUCCCUUGUGAACCCGGCCUAUGUUAUUCCAUCUCUCAGAAAAACUUUGCUGCAACUUUUAAGUCAGCUCAGUUUUUCUACCAUGUCGCGCAAAAAAGAAGAAAGUGCCUCCCUGAUUAGCACGUUAAUAAGCUCAAGUCAGGACGUAACAAAACCUUAUAUUGAGCCUAUUUUGGACGUACUUUUACCCAAAUGUGAAGAUAAUUCCUCUGCGGUAGCUUCAACAGCUCUUAAGGCGAUGGGCGAAUUGUCAGUUGUAGGAGGAGAGGCAUUGACUCCGUUUCUUGGUCAACUGAUGCCACUUAUCAUCAAUACAUUUCAAGAUCAGUCAAACUCAUUUAAGCGUCUCGCCGCAUUAAAGACGCUCGGUCAACUAUCAGCUUCUUCUGGAUAUGUCAUAGAACCUCUAUUGAGUUUUCCGCAGCUGCUGGGUGUAUUGAUUAACAUUCUCAGGUCAGAAAGCUCGCCAAAUAUCAGAAGGGAGACUGUUCGUCUCAUAGGAAUCCUUGGCGCUUUGGAUCCUUACAAACAUAGGGAGGUCGAGCGCACUUCAAAUGCUACCACUACAGCCGACCAAAACGCUCCGCCGGUAGACGUUGGUUUGCUGAUGCAGGGAACAUCACCCUCUAACGAUGAAUACUAUCCAACCGUAGUGAUUACUACGUUGAUGAAAAUUCUCAAUGACCCCUCCCUGUCGUCUCACCACACUUCCGUGAUUCAAGCGGUAAUGCAUAUUUUCCAGACGUUAGGCUUACGGUGCGUGUCCUUUUUAAAACAGAUUGUGCCGGGAAUCAUUAACGUCAUGCAGGCAUGCCCGCCUUCGCUUUUGGAAUUCUAUUUCCAACAAUUAGGUGUUCUUGUUUCAAUCGUCAAUCAGCAUAUCAGACCGUUUGUUGGAGAGAUAUUUGAAGUUAUCACAGAGUUUUUUCCACUGGUCAAACUCCAAAUCACAAUAAUCACAGUGAUUGAGUCGAUUUCUAAGGCUCUCAAAGGUGAGUUCAAGGCAUUCCUCGCUCAAACUUUAGCUCUAUUCUUGGAUGUUUUGGAGAAAGAUAAAUCAAACAAAAAAGUGGUGUCGGUCAGAAUAAUGAAAUCGCUUGUCGUAUUUGACGCAAACCUCGAUGAGUUUGCGCAUCUGAUAAUUCCAGCAAUUGUGAGGAUAGCAGAAUUCGGUGCUGGUACCCUGAAUAAAGUCGCGAUCAUAACUUUAGGGAGACUGGCGAAGACUGUCAAUCUCUCUGAAAUGUCCUCCAGAAUAGUCCAAGCGCUUAUACGCGUGUUGAAUAGCGGGAACCAAGAAUUGAUAAGGGCCACAAUGAAUACUUUGAGUCUUUUGUUGCUCCAGCUAGGGGUGGAUUUUGCUGUCUUUAUCCCCAUCAUAAACAAAACCUUGUUACGAAAUCAGAUACAACAUACGGUAUAUGAUCAACUUGUUAACAAGCUGUUGAAUCGCGAAGCGCUUCCUACAAGUAUCAUAAUUGACCGAGACUUCGAACUCGCCACCAAAGAGGCUACCGAUGUUGAGCUGCCCGCAAAAAAGCUUCCUGUAAAUCAACUUAUCUUGAAAAGUUCUUGGGAAUGCAGUCAGCAGAGAACCAAAGAAGAUUGGCAAGAAUGGAUACGUCGUUUGGCUGUUCAAUUACUAAAAGAAUCACCUUCGCAUGCCCUUCGAGCGUGCUCAGGACUGGCAGGCAUCUACUACCCAUUGGCAAGGGAGCUGUUCAAUGCCUCAUUUGCCAGUUGUUGGACAGAGUUGUACACUCAAUAUCAAGAUGACCUUGUGAGCUCCUUGUGUGUGGCGCUUUCGUCGCCCAACAAUCCACCCGAAAUUCACCAAACGUUGCUGAACUUAGUAGAAUUUAUGGAACAUGAUGAUAAGCCUCUUCCAAUACCGGUGCCUGUUUUGGGCGAGUACGCUCAAAAAUGCCAUGCCUACGCCAAAUCUCUGCACUACAAAGAGUUGGCAUUUAUACAAGAACCGAACGCAUCCACCAUUGAGUCUCUCAUUAGCAUCAACAACCAAUUGCAUCAAACUGAUGCCGCCAUCGGUAUUUUAAAACACGCUCAGCAACAUCACGAUCUUCAGCUCAAAGAGACGUGGUACGAAAAAUUACAGAGGUGGGAAGACGCUCUUAGCUCUUAUAACCAAAGGGAACUAGCGGGCGAAGACUCCAUUGAAGUAAGAUUGGGUAAAAUGAGAUCACUUCACGCACUGGGCGAGUGGGAUAGACUUUCUGAGUUAGCUGCUGAAAAGUGGGGGUCCUCAAGUUUGGAAAUUAGAAGAGUUAUCGCACCACUUGCCGCAGGAGCUGCUUGGGGCUUGGGUCAAUGGGAUAGAAUUGAUCAAUACAUUAACGUUAUGAAAAAGCAAUCGCCUGACAAGGCUUUCUUUGAUGCUAUUUUAUGCACGCAUAGAAGUGACUUCGAAAAGGCUGAAACGCAUAUAUUUGAGGCCAGAGAUCUUUUGGUCACUGAAAUUUCAGCCUUAGUGAACGAGAGUUACAAUCGAGCAUACAGUGUGAUAGUCCGCUCCCAGAUGAUAUCAGAACUGGAAGAGAUCAUUGAAUACAAGAAACUUCCUCCAGCGUCAGAAAAAAGAGCUACUUUACGCAAGACGUGGAAUAAAAGAUUGCUCGGAUGUCAGAAAAACGUCGACGUAUGGCAAAGGAUCUUGAGAGUGCGUUCUCUUGUAGUGAAACCGAAACAAGACAUGCAGGUUUGGAUCAAGUUCGCAAAUCUUUGCAGAAAAUCCGGAAGAAUGGGAUUGGCGCAAAAAGCGCUGAACUCACUAUUGGAAGACGGUGGGGAUCCUGCGCAUCCAAACACAGCGAGGGCCCCCCCACCUGUGGUAUACGCUCAAUUGAAGUACAUGUGGGCAACUGGGUCUCAAAAGGAAGCACUACGUCAUCUUAUUAGCUUCACCUCCAGAGUUGCUCAUGACUUAGGAUUAGAGCCGAGCAAUAUGAUUGCCCAAAGCAUUCCACAAAGCAGCACCAUACCGCUUCAUCACGUUGAGGAUUACACGAAGUUGCUAGCUCGUUGCUUUUUGAAACAGGGAGAGUGGAGAGUCUCCUUGCAGAGUAAUUGGAUCUUGGAAAAUCCUGACGCAAUUCUAGGUUCUUAUUUGCUCGCGACUCACUUUGACAAUAAGUGGUACAAGGCGUGGCACAAUUGGGCGCUUGCUAACUUUGACGUAGUUUCUAUCAACUCCAGUGAUGAUAGAAAUCGAGAACAGGGCAACCUAAAUGACAGCGCUAUUCAAAAUCCUGAUGGCCCAGCGGGUAUGGGCUUAGAAGGUAAUGGCGCUGACUCCAACAACUUAUCUCCAGAAUUGGUGCAGAGACAUGUCGUGCCUGCUAUCAAGGGGUUUUUCCACUCUAUUUUGCAUUCUGAGUCGAACUCUUUGCAAGACACCCUGAGGCUCCUUACCCUGUGGUUCAAAUUUGGUGGCAUUCCCGAGGCUACUCAAGCAAUGCAUGAAGGUUUCGAUUUGAUCAAAAUCGACAAAUGGCUCGACGUAGUUCCACAACUUAUAACACGUAUCCAUCAACCAAAUCAAACUGUCAGCAGAUCUUUGCUAUCGCUACUCUCUGACCUAGGAAAGGCUCAUCCUCAAGCUUUGGUUUAUCCAUUGACGGUUGCUAUAAAAUCAGAAUCUGUCUCAAGACAAAAGGCGGCUCUCUCGAUUAUCGCAAAAAUGAGAGUUCAUAGUUCAGUUUUAGUUGACCAAGCGGAGAUGGUAAGUCAUGAGUUGAUUCGCGUCGCAGUCUUAUGGCAUGAAUUAUGGUAUGAGGGCUUAGAAGACGCGAGUCGGCAGUUCUUUGGGGAGCACAAUACAGAGAAGAUGUUUGCCACUCUUGAACCGUUGCAUGAAAUGCUAAAAAGAGGGCCUUCUACCUUGCGCGAAAUAUCUUUCCAAAACUCAUUUGGAAGAGAUCUCAAUGAUGCCUACGAGUGGGUCAUGAACUACAAGCGGAACAAGGACAUAACAAAUUUGAAUCAGGCUUGGGAUAUUUACUACAAUGUGUUCCGCCGAAUCAGCCGCCAGCUACCACAACUCCAGACACUUGAGCUGCAGCACGUAUCCCCCAAACUUUUGGCUGCUCACGACUUACAACUCGCUGUGCCUGGUGCUUAUCAAGCAGGGAAGCCCGUUGUACAUAUAUCGUACUUCGAGCCAAUCCUCUACGUGAUAUCGUCGAAACAAAAACCUAGAAGGUUGUCUGUUAGGGGCAGCGAUGGUAAAGAUUAUCAAUACCUUUUGAAAGGACAUGAAGAUAUCAGACAAGAUAAUCUGGUAAUGCAACUGUUUGGUUUAGUCAAUACACUGCUGCAAAACGAUUCAAAGUGCUUCCAGAGACAUUUGGAUAUUCAAAGAUAUCCAACCAUUCCAUUGUCGCCCAAAUCAGGUUUAAUAGGAUGGGUCAACAAUAGCGAUACAUUUCACGUUCUUAUAAGAGAGCAUCGUGAAGCCAGAAAAAUUCCAUUAAACAUAGAGCACCGAAUCAUGUUGCAAAUGGCUCCUGACUACGAUAAUCUGACCCUUCUACAGAAAAUCGAGGUUUUCACGUAUGCGCUUGACAACACGCGGGGUCAAGAUUUGCACAAAGUGUUGUGGCUCAAGAGUAGAUCUUCAGAAGCUUGGCUUGAGAGACGUACCACGUACACCAGGUCUUUGGCUGUUAUGUCAAUGGUAGGUUAUAUUUUGGGUCUAGGGGAUCGGCAUCCUAGCAACUUGAUGUUGGAUCGUAUUACGGGCAAAGUUAUACAUAUCGAUUUUGGGGACUGCUUUGAGGCGGCAAUUUUGAGAGAAAAGUAUCCAGAGAAAGUGCCCUUCCGUCUCACACGUAUGCUAACGUAUGCUAUGGAGGUCAGCGGUAUCGAAGGUAGUUUCCGUAUCACUUGCGAAAACGUAAUGAGGGUCUUGAGAGAUAACAAGGAGUCGCUGAUGGCUAUUUUGGAAGCAUUUGCAUACGAUCCUCUGAUCAACUGGGGAUUCGACUUACCAACACAGACAAUUGAGGAACAUACCGGUACAGAGCUCUCACUCGCAAAUCCCAGCGAAUUGUUAAGAAAAGGAACGAUUUCGGCGGAAGAAGCUGCCAGGAUGGAAAUUCGGCAGAAGUCUGAGAUCAGAAACGCACGGGCGAUGUUGAUUUUGAGAAGAAUCACAAAUAAACUCACAGGCAACGAUAUGCGGAGAGUUCAUGAUUUGAACGUCCCAGAGCAAGUGGAAAAGCUUAUCCAGCAAGCAACUUCUGUUGAAAACCUGUGCCAGCAUUAUAUAGGCUGGUGCUCAUUCUGGUGA